Messenger RNA from Exophiala viscosa, 1202 nucleotides. RefSeq names its product RTM1 protein. Lineage: Eukaryota; Fungi; Ascomycota; Eurotiomycetes; Chaetothyriales; Herpotrichiellaceae. The transcript has 3 exons. Gene Ontology annotation, cellular component: membrane. The record is from RefSeq and is a predicted model, not a curated record. Bases 111 to 926 code for a protein of 271 amino acids.
CGUGAUACAGGUGUGUGCACGGAAGCCCAGGUAAGUUCAAGCCCUAUUUCGAAAAUACACCCUGUCAGCCGAUCGACCACUCUGUUUCACCAUCCGCAACUUCCACAACAAUGGCAGUCGAAUAUGUGCUCUGGCACUACACCCCUUCUCUGAUCGCGGCCAUGGUGAUGUGCUCGGUUUUCGCGAUCGUAACGGCAGGACAUCUGUUCUUCUUGAUCCGGACUCGUGCGCGCUUCUGCAUUCCCUUUGUGGUCGGUGGCAUCUUCGAAGCUGUUGGUUAUGGAGCCCGCGCCGUAGCUCAUUACCACACCAAAGCCACCAUGCCAUACGCCAUCCAGUCUCUCUUAAUCCUCCUUGGUCCUAUCCUCUUCGCAGCAUCCAUCUACAUGAUCCUCGGCCGGCUGAUUCGAUCCACCAAGUGCGAGAAGCACUCCUUGAUUCCUCCAAAAUGGAUGACCAAGGUUUUUGUCGGAGGUGAUGUUACCUGUUUCAUCAUCCAAGGAGCAGGUGGUGGUGUCAUGUCAGGAGCCAAGUCACAGAAGACCAUCGACUUGGGCGAAGAUAUUAUCCUGGCGGGCUUGUGCUUUCAAAUCGUCGUCUUCGCACUCUUCGUCGUUGUUGCGGCCAGGUUCCAUCUUCGUGCCCGCCACAACCCUGUCUCGGCCGCGACACAAGUACCAUGGCAGCGUUACCUCUUCUUGCUAUACCUCGUCAGUGCGCUGGUCACAGCGCGAAACAUCUUCCGAGUCGUCGAAUAUGCCUGGGGAUCCGAUGGAUAUCUUCUCAGGCACGAAUGGACGUUGUACAUCUGUGAUGCAAUGCAGAUGGCACUUGUCCUGAUCGUGUGCCUCACAUGGUAUUCAUGCAACUUUGAAGUGGCACCACCCGCUCCAUUGAACGAGAGGGAAAGCAAGGCGGCUGUUUGAUCUUGAUAAAGACGGCACAAGAGUCCGGCUCUGAGCAAGGGUGUUGAUCCUGAACAUGAGGCACUGAAAACGUGUGUCGGAGUUGGAUGGGACACUGACUGUAUCUGUGAAGGGAGCCCUACCAGCCAUAUGUAGCAUUCGGGGAGUUGUGUCUUUGAAGAGAUGAGGAACGGAAAAGGGCGCAGGGUGAACGGUCGUCUUGGCGUUGGGAGCUUCGACGACUUGGAUUGGGAGGGAAGCCAUUGGUAGAUUGGUAUAGACUAGCGACAUCGAUGG